Molecule: messenger RNA, 639 nt
Organism: Python bivittatus (Burmese python)
Lineage: Eukaryota; Metazoa; Chordata; Lepidosauria; Squamata; Pythonidae
Gene: STMP1
Product: short transmembrane mitochondrial protein 1
Cellular component (GO): respiratory chain complex
Source: RefSeq, a predicted model, not a curated record
AAGGCGGGGAUCCGGAAGACAAGAAGUAGUCAGCUGUAAAUCUUCCCUUCCGCUGGGGAGGGACGGCGAGUGACAGCUGGCAACCAUGUUUCAGUUUUUGCUUGGUUUUGCAGUUGGCAAUGUAGUUGGAAUGUAUUUGGCCCAGAACUAUGAUGUUCCAAACAUUGCAAAGAAGAUUGAAGACAUCAAGAGAGAUGUGGAAGCUAAAAAGAAGCCUCCAAGUGAUAAAUGAUGUUGAUUUAGGCAUCCUUCUAUUCAACAUAGAUGGUAUACUUUAACCAUCCAGCCACAGAAUCUUGUCUAUACUGGUAGACAGGGGGAAGGACUGGAAAGUUGGAAUGUUGUCCCAACUAAUGCAAAUUUUCAAAGAGGAUGACAUUCAGAGGUCAAAGCUAAUUUUACAUAAAGCAGCAUGGAAUUGUUUCUCUGGAUUGCAUAUCUGUUACUAUUAAGUCAAUUGAGCCGUAUGUCAAGAUCAGCAAAGCUCUGCUUUACAACAGUGACCGUCUUCUGAAAUUGACAAAUGGGCUUUUGAAGAAUUAGAAAUUAUUUCCCAAGUCUGCCUGUAAUGGUGCAAAAAAAAAAAAAAAAAGUAUAUAUAGUGGUACAAAAUAAAAGCUGUUUUUUUACUUCCUCUGA